AUGUCUGGCUUCAAGAUCGCCUGGUUCGCGCAGUUCCCAGAACGUGCGGUCAUCUAUCCUGACAUCCCCAAGGAUGUUGAGCUUACCUGUGAGCAGCAAAAGGUCAUUGAGCUCGCAGAGGAGGCGCGUGAGGCGCAACUACACACUUGGUUUCGCUGGUGUGUAAAUAAAUCUAAGAAGAACCGCAGCCUAAAGAAGAAACUGACGGUCUUUGACAAUACUCUGCAGCCGAAGAGAUGUGCGAAGUCAGAGGCCAAAAUUUAUUCAGAGCUGUAUUAUGACGAGCGUAUCAAGCCCUUGGUGAUGGCUGAGCAAGAUGCCGGAAAUGAGUUACUGGAAGAUGAGACUGAAGAGAUCAAGGCAGAGAUUCAUGAAAAGUAUGAGGAACAACUCACUCACAAGAAGCGCACCAAGCAUGAGAAGAACAUUCUUGACGAUGACGCCGACAACAACGACAAUGAAGAGUUAGAUGCAGAGGCAAUCAUGCAAGGUAUAGAUGACUUACCUGUCAUUUGUCAAUGCUUCGCGAAGCUUGUCAAGCAGAAGACUCGCUUCAUGGUCUCAUUUAUGUUUGCUGGUCCUGAUCCCAGAAAUGACUGGGACAUGACGACAUUAUCGUGUCAUCCUUCAGAAACACCUCAAGGCGAUUCCUUUGCCGAGCUAUACCAGACGGCUGAUAGCGACUUCUUGGCAGCCUUCCAGCUGUAUGCAGAACAAAUAUUUCCUGGCAACAAGUGGAAGCCCGACAACAAGGCCGAAAGCAGUGAGAUUGGAGGCAUUGCUGAGGAAGAGUCUGAGGAGCGUGAAGAGGAUGGGGAGGAGUGUGAAGAGGAUGGGGACAAAGACGAGCAAGGCGAAGAAGACGAGCCCAACGCGCAGUCUACAGACGUCGAGGAAGAAUCUCAGCUAAAUGUGGAUGAGGGCGAGGCGAAUCAGUACAUGGAGUCUGCAAUCCCCAUCCCUGGUGCAUCCUUAGGUGAUGCAUCUGAUGCAUAA
Suillus fuscotomentosus is the source of this 996-nucleotide messenger RNA. RefSeq lists its product as uncharacterized. Bases 1 to 996 code for a protein of 331 amino acids. The record is from RefSeq and is a predicted model, not a curated record. NCBI's taxonomy places the organism in Eukaryota, Fungi, Basidiomycota, Agaricomycetes, Boletales, Suillaceae. The transcript has 8 exons.